AUGCCUUCAGACACGCAGCCUUCCACCCCCACCCCUGCAACGACGGCGAAUCCGUCGCCACUCCCCUCCUACCCCUUGCGCCUCCCGAAUUACAGAUUCUCCCAUCAAGAGAGAUUCCAUCCGUAUGGACGUAGGAACGAGCCCACCCAGGCAUUCGAUCCGAUGCAAACCAUCAACUACAACAGCGAGCCGCGCCAGCCUGAAUUUGCCAUGGCUGUCAUCCCCGAGGAAAAUAACGCGGAUUUGAACGCGCUCGAAAGAGUCGUCAGCGGCUUGGAAGGUAGGCAACAAGACAUGACGCCGCGGAGGCGCACCCUCGGGGUAUUGGUCGUCGACUUUGCCCUUGCCAUGCGGAACAGGCUCGGCGGCAAAGACCGGCGCAGGGCCUGA
Molecule: messenger RNA, 390 nt
Organism: Heterobasidion irregulare TC 32-1
Lineage: Eukaryota; Fungi; Basidiomycota; Agaricomycetes; Russulales; Bondarzewiaceae
Exons: 4
Coding region: 1-390 (129 amino acids)
Source: RefSeq, a predicted model, not a curated record